Messenger RNA from Thamnophis sirtalis, 577 nucleotides. The record is from RefSeq and is a predicted model, not a curated record. NCBI's taxonomy places the organism in Eukaryota, Metazoa, Chordata, Lepidosauria, Squamata, Natricidae.
GUUUCUGUAAUGGCAACAAUAUCAUAUCUGCCCUUUAUUAUUAAUGCUAGAAAUGGAACUGCCGGUGCAGAUAAACAAUAUUUAUGCUUCCAUGGCUACUUCCAGGUAGAUGAUUGUCACUGAUGACUCAAAUGGUAGCUUUUGUAUUUUAUCAAUUCCCUAAGUGCUACACAUGUCUUUAAUCACUUUGAUACGGUGGUGGUGUCACUAAUGUAUGUACUAUAUGCUAUUUUUGAGACAAAUAUUUAAAUGCCUAAUGCCAAUGGAAGAACGUUUGUUGAAAAUGACAUUGGAAGAGAGACGUAAAGAAUAUGUACGGGAUUAUGUACCCUUGAAAGAUAUUCCAACAUGGAAGGAAGAAAUGAAAAGCCAAGCCCAAAGUGAUGAAGAAAACACCAAUGAAGCUUUCUUGCUGCAGAAAAGUCUUAGUGAAAAAGUUUCCCUAUACAGAGGUGAUAUCACAGUGCUUGAGAUUGAUGCCAUAGUUAAUGCUGCUAAUUCAAGUCUUCUUGGAGGAGGUGGUGGUAAGUUUUUCUUUUUUGCCUCUUAUGUAUUGAAAAAACUAAUCUAUAUUUAA